Messenger RNA from Orbilia oligospora ATCC 24927, 1488 nucleotides. RefSeq lists its product as uncharacterized. Gene Ontology annotation, biological process: carboxylic acid transport; transmembrane transport. Gene Ontology annotation, molecular function: carboxylic acid transmembrane transporter activity. The coding region runs from base 1 to 1488 and encodes 495 amino acids. The record is from RefSeq and is a predicted model, not a curated record. Lineage: Eukaryota; Fungi; Ascomycota; Orbiliomycetes; Orbiliales; Orbiliaceae. The transcript has 4 exons. Gene Ontology annotation, cellular component: plasma membrane.
AUGUCGGAAUCAGCGUUAGCUACAAGGUCGAAAUGGGAGGUUCUCAUGCCCGUUAUCGUAUGCGGCUCCGGUCUGUUCUCGGACGGUUACCUCAAUGGUGUCAUUGGUACCGUUAAUACGCUUUUGGGCCGUCUCUACGGCGAAGAAUACAAGAACAGCCCGGCACAAUCAAACGUCUCCUCGAUCGCCUUUGCUGGUACAAUCAUUGGUAUGCUGGCCUUUGGUUGGAUCAGUGAUAACUGCAGUAGAAAAGUUGGCAUGGUUGCCUCAACAAUUAUCUUGAUAAUAUUCGCCACACUCUGCGCCGGUGCAUAUGGUGCCAAUGGCUCCGUCGGUGGACUUCUCGCCGCCCUUACCGCAUACAGAUUUUUACUUGGUAUUGGUAUUGGAGGAGAAUACCCAGCUGGCUCUGUUGCAUGCUCUGAAGCUACCGGUGAGAUCAAGAGUGGACACCGUAAUAGGUGGUUCAUUAUCUUCACCAACGUUAUGAUCGAUUUUGGAUUCGUCAUUGCGGCUUUUGCUCCAUUGUGCGUUCUCUGGAUCUUUGGAAUGGACCGCUUGAAUAUUGUCUGGCGUGUGUCCCUCGGCCUUGGUGUCCUCCCACCACUUUCGAUCAUGUACCUCCGUACAAAACUCAAGGAACCGGAGCAGUUCAAGAAGGAGACUAUGAAGGAUACUAAGACACCGUGGCUGUUGGUCUUUAAAUAUUAUUGGUGGAGGCUUACUAUUCUCAGUCUUAUCUGGUUCAUCUAUGAUUUCUCUGCCUAUUCUUUCGGUAUCUACGGUUCUUCAAUUCUCUCCAUCGUCAUUGGAGAACAGGAAGCUCUCUACAAACCAUUCGGAUGGAACGUUGUUCUCAAUCUUUUCUAUAUUCCUGGUGCUAUUGCUGGCUCUUUCAUUAGCGAUUGGAUCGGUGCCCGAGAAACCCUCACCCUCGGCCUAACCCUCCAAGGAUUCGUUGGUCUCAUUAUGGCUGGAUGCUACGGAAAACUCGCCACACCCGACCACAUCGCAGCUUUCGUUGUUGUCUAUGGUGUCUUCCUAACCCUUGGUGAAAUGGGUGCCGGUGACAACAUCGGUCUUCUCGCUUCUAAGUCCAGCGCUACCGCCAUCCGUGGUCAAUUCUACGGUAUUGCAGCCGCUAUCGGAAAGCUCGGUGCUUUCGUCGGAACUUACAUCUUCCCCAUUAUCAUCAAGAGUGCUGGUGGCAGUGAUACCGUUAAGGGAAACCAAGCCCCGUUCUGGGUCAGCAGCGCAUUGUGUCUAGUAAGCGCCGCCAUGGCAUGGUUCUGCUUGCCUCACAUCGGACAAGAUACCAUCACCGAAGAAGAUGUCGCUUUCCGAGAAUACCUUACCGCGAACGGAUACGAUACCUCGCAGAUGGGUGUUAAAGAGCUCAGAGGAGAGAAGCUCAACGAUUCGAACAGCGCCGAGGGCGUCAAGGCCACUAUCAAGGAGGAAGAUAAGUUUGAGACCGUCCCAAUGUAA